Durio zibethinus is the source of this 3671-nucleotide messenger RNA. RefSeq names its product auxilin-related protein 2-like. Gene Ontology annotation, biological process: clathrin-dependent endocytosis; clathrin coat disassembly. Lineage: Eukaryota; Viridiplantae; Streptophyta; Magnoliopsida; Malvales; Malvaceae. The record is from RefSeq and is a predicted model, not a curated record. Gene Ontology annotation, molecular function: clathrin binding. Gene Ontology annotation, cellular component: vesicle; intracellular membrane-bounded organelle; cytoplasm.
UUUUUUUAACCCAAUUAAAAAAAAUUCCAAAAACACAAAAGAAAAACCGGUCUGGGAAUCGGGCAGAGAAACAAGCAGAGUGGGAAAACGAAGAGAAGGAGAAAGCAAAAGGAAGAAAAAAAAAAAAAAAAGCCAACAGCCAAAACGCAAUUUCUUGUCUCCCUUCCUUUCUCUCCCCCAUUUUUUUUAAAAAAUCCAAAAUAAUAAUAAAAUUAUUAUUAUUCUCUAUAUUUUUGCUCAAAAUUAUUCGACAAUUGACUCUUCACCCUCCAUUUGUUCUUUUUGUUACUUUAUGUUUCCUCAGAUCUGAACUUUCUGAGAAAUUUUGGGACGAAUUCGAUUCGGCAAAUCAGCGACGAAGUUAGAAAAAAUCGCCGGUCCGAUUCAAGAAUCCGUAUUGAAAUGGAUGAUUUUCCAGGUUUAUUAGCCAAAGAUUUUGGGAUCAAACCCCAAGGAAAGUCAGCCCCGAUGGCACCUCCUAGAUACCCUUCUUCUAGUGCCAAUUUCUCUUCGGGUCCGAAUUACGGGUUCCGAUCCGAUUUUACCCGAUCCUCAUCCGGCGACGCCAAAUCGUCAUCCAAUUCCAUUUUUGACGAUCAGGAUCGCGACGGGCUCUUGUCUAACGAUGUCUAUGGUGGACCCCCUAAGUACUCCUCCGAGUCUCGAGCUACAACCGCGCAAACUUCGUCGUUCGAUUACGACUCCUUAUUCAAGGACCCGAAGCCACCGGUUUUUGACAAGCCUGUUUACGAUGAUGAUAUUUUCGAUGGAUUGCCGGGGAUCAAGACCUCUUCCGAAACAUCGGCCGCUAAGUAUGACAACGUGUUUCCGAUCUCGGGGUCUAAGCAAAAGUCGGUGAAGAGCUCGCCGUUUGAUGAUCUGCUUGGUAGUCUGGGGAGGAAAGAGACGGAGCCCAAGGCGAAGAGUGAGAGAGUGAAACCGGAGAAAGAUGCGCCUCUUUUUGAUGAUUUGCUUUCUGGUUUCGGUCGGAGUAGCUCUCCUGCAUCUGCGAGGUCAACUUCAGAGGCUGGCCAGUCCCAGAAACCAGCCUCAAAUUCAAGCAAGGCUGGCUCAAAUUUGAUGGAGAACCCUUUUGUUGUCUUAGAAUCAACAUCAGACCCUGCAGAUUCGUCCUCAGGGUUGUUUACAGACCCCUCAGAAGUAAUAAGCAAACUUAAUGGAUCUGGCAAGUCAAAAGUGGAGAGUUCAUCUGGAAGUGGGGGAGUAUUUGAUGAUAUAGAUCCUUUUGGUGGUCUUGGAAAAUCUGUACCUCCUGUGUCAUCUGAGUUCAAUAAGAGAGGGAAGGAUAGGAGCCCAUUAAGAACUGCAAGUGGAUCACAAACUCCUACCGGUAAAGAGCCAAAUGAUGAAGAUCAUGAUUACCAUACAAAGAAGAGGAUGCCUUCUAUGGACAAUUUUCCAGUAUCUCAUCAACCUGUGUUUGACAUGCCCAGUAUGUCAACUGAUUUUCAUAGCUCUGUUGGUCGAGCUACUAGCCCUCCUCCUUACUCGAAUGUUGGUUCUAAUGAGACUAAUUCCCAGGUAAAUACAACUCCAAGAUCUGAGGAGAACUUUGACACACCUGAAGAUGUGUGGCUCACCGUAUCAGAGAUUCCCCUCUUUACACAACCGACUAGCGCUCCACCCCCUUCAAGACCCCCACCUCCAAGACCUCCACGAGUUUCAAGGUCAAUGACAGGCUCUUUUUCUUCCACAAAUGCAAAAAAGGUCAAUGAUUUUUCUUCUUUCCCAAACUCACCUCAUAACUCACACAGUUCUCAGUCAGCUCGUGCUGCAGCAAGCAACUCUGUUACAUCUCCAUUUGAUGAAUUUGAAGAUUUUGCAAUGGGUAGGGCCUGGAAUAAUGUCGAACAGGCUGAACUUUUUCCUGGUGAUGAUUUUGAAACUAACUCUGUUGCUGCUGCUUCUGCUGCUGCCAUGAAAGAGGCAAUGGAUAGAGCCGAGGCUAAAUUUAGGCAUGCCAAGGAAAUGAGGGAGAGAGGGAAUUUGAAGGCUGCUAGAAAUAAAGAAGCUGGUCAAAUGGAUAAAGAUGAGAGAGCUAUGCAAGAUGCUUUGGAUAGAGAAGUUAGAGAAAAGCACGAGAGACUGGAGCGUGAGAGGCAAAGGGAGGAGGAAGAGAGAGAGCAAAGGAGACAUGAAUUGGAGAGGGAAAGGGAGGAGAAGGAGAGAGAACAAAGAAGGCUUGAGAAAGAGAAGGAGCGAGUUAGGGAGAUGGAGAGGGAAAGGGAAAGGGCCAGACAAGCUGUUGAAAGGGCUACUAGGGAAGCUCGGGAAAGAGCAGCAACUGAAGCUCGUGCAAGAGCUGAAAGGGCUGCUGUUGAAAAGGCAGCCGCUGAGGCUCGAGAACGGGCAGAAAGGGCUGCAGUGCUGAGAGCACAAGCUGAAGCUCGUCAAAGGGCAGCUGCUGAGGCAAGAGAAAGAAUGGAAAAAGUUGCUGCAGAAGCCAGAGAAAGGGAGGCGAGAGAGAGGGAAGCACGGGAGAGGACUGCAACAGCAAAAGUUGAAGCUGAAGAAAGGCUUAGAGCAGAAAGAGCUGCUGUGGAGAGGGCUGCUGCAGAGGCUCGAGAAAGAGCAGCUUCUUCUGCAAGGGCAAGCCAGCAAAAGAAUGACAAUGAUCUUGAGUCCUUUUUUAAUAUGGGUUCUCGACCAAGCAGUGCACCAAGGCCAAGAGCUAACUCUUCAGAUCCCCUGUUUGAUGGACAAAACAAGGGAGGGCCUGAAGUAGCUAGGGGAACAUCUGUAGGAUCCUCAUCUAGCAUGAGGAAAGCUUCUUCAACUGCAAAUAUUGUUGAUGAUCUCAGUUCUAUUUUUGGAGCUGCUGCAUCUUCAUCUGGAGAGUUCCAAGAGGCUGACGGGGAAACUGAAGAAAGACGAAGAGCUAGGUUGGAACGCCACCAAAGAACUCAGGAGCGUGCGGCCAAAGCACUGGCUGAGAAAAAUCAACGUGACCUUCAAGUGCAAAGGGAGCAAGCUGAGAGACAUAGAAUUGCUGAAACACUAGAUGUCGAGAUCAAGAGAUGGGCUGCUGGGAAAGAGGGAAAUUUGCGUGCUCUGCUUUCAACAUUGCAAUAUGUUCUUUGGCCUGAAUGUGGUUGGCAGCCUGUUUCUUUGACGGAUUUGAUUAUUGCUGCCGCAGUUAAAAAGGCUUACAGAAAGGCUACUCUUUGCAUCCAUCCUGAUAAAGUCCAGCAAAAAGGUGCCAAUCUUCAACAGAAAUAUAUUGCAGAGAAGGUGUUUGACUUGCUCAAGGAAGCGUGGAACAAGUUCAAUUCAGAGGAGCUUUUCUAAGUUUCGAUUCGUUGAUCAUGUAGCUAAGAGAUCCAUCAUUUGGUAAACUAUGCCUUGGAGUUGAAUGCAUGACCGUUCCAGCAGCUAUAAUUUUCUUAUUUGCUGCUGUUGUCUGCUUCGUGUUGAUGAUUCAUUAUAUCAGCUGCUAAAGCAGGGCGUAUGGUGCUGCUUCAAAGGCUUGUAAGGUAUGCGAAGGGUGAAGUACUCUUCUUUUCUUCAGAUCGCUGUACAUUAAUCUUCAUCCAGCUGAUGCGCAUGGAAAGGAAUCUCAUUGUUAGAGUAGAUUACAUAAUUCAUCGACUUGGUCUAGUUCUAUCGUCUGCCCCACAUGCACAAGAUGAGGGGAUUUUUGUGUUGAUUCU